AUGUUGAUCCACAUAAGCCUGCUCUCACGCCUCAUGCCGCAGCCGCGCGUCGAUGUGGGAGCGUUGUUGACCGACAUCGCCAUCACACGAGCCAGCGGCGAGCGAGUCAGCCGAGACACGCAGCUCGAGGCGCUCAGGGCCUGCAUCUCGGAGGGCGUGAGCGGUCCGGUGCUGUAUCGCGUGUGGGAGGAGGCGCUCAUCGACGGCCUUCUCCCCGCCGACCUCGACAGCGAGACUCGGGCUGCGCUCGACGGCCGAGUACCUCCAGAGGCCGCUUCCUCGGGCGCAGACCUUCUUCCGGUGCAAGAGGAGGAGGAGCCCGCGCCGCUGCUCUCCGCUGCGCUCGAGCCGCUCUGGGUGCGUCCGUCCGGAUCCGUGCGCGAGUACGACUGCACGCGCCCCGAGGGCCUCUCUGCCGCAUGGGAGGCCGUCGCCGCGGGAGACGCUCCGGUGCUCUUCCGCGGCGUCGGGCGGCGCUGGGCGGCGCUGCGCUCGUGGACGCUGCCCUCACUGGCCCGCUCGCUGGCGCGGGGCAUGGUGCGUGUCUCGCCGGGCCCUGCGGUGAUGUUUUGCCGCGAGUCGCACCCGCUGGUCCGCUCGGGCGAGUUCGAGCCGCCCUCGCGCAUCCUCUCCAUGCGCGGCGCCGAGUUUGUCCACCGGCUUCGUCGCGGCCGUGGGGGAGCUCCGCCGCUGCUGUACGGCGACGAGGAGCGCGCGCUCGCACCGCCCUCCCUGAUGGCGGACGUGGACUUUGGCUUCCUGCCCGAGGCUCCGCCGGGCGGCUACGCCUCUGUCCUCGGCCGUCUGUGGGUGCGCGGCGCCAAGCGCAUGCUGCUGUGGCCGGCCGGCCUGCUGCGCGCGCUGCGGCCGUAUGCAGACGACCACCCGCUCGCGAGGCGGCUGCAGCUCCCUCUCACCGGGCCGCGGCCCGCCGACGCGGAAUUGGCCGCCGCCGGCGACGCAUGCCUCGAGGCGCAGCUGCGGCCGGGAGACGUGCUCUUCUUCCCGGCGCGGUGGGCGCACCACACGGAGGCGACGGCGCCCGAGGGAGAGCGCGCGGGGGGGGCGCGCGGAGCAGCGGCGGGCGCGGCUCAGGACGAGGCGCGGGAGGAUGAGGCCUCGUGGUCGCUGGGCUUUCGCACGGACGGGCAGUUUCUGAUGUGA
This is a messenger RNA of Emiliania huxleyi CCMP1516, 1164 nucleotides long. RefSeq lists its product as hypothetical. Bases 1 to 1164 code for a protein of 387 amino acids. The transcript has 4 exons. The record is from RefSeq and is a predicted model, not a curated record. NCBI's taxonomy places the organism in Eukaryota, Haptophyta, Isochrysidales, Noelaerhabdaceae. Gene Ontology annotation, molecular function: 2-oxoglutarate-dependent dioxygenase activity.